UAAGCAUUCACACGUUCCCUGCCCGCCGUGCGUAGCCUACCUCCCUCCCUCUCUCUCCCCGUCUUGAGUCUUCCGUCGGAGAGUGAAAUAUGGGACCAAGAAGAGGCGGUUUUCCCCAUAGCUUCGUGGUAACAGCGUUAAUAUUGGUGGCCUCCGUUUUCCUGUCGAAUUGCAGCGUCAGAACCACAUCCUUGAAUGGCCCGACAUGGUGGAGCAUCGGGAGCUUCUUCAGGAAAACUGUGAAUGAAAAACUUGGUGCGGAUAAGCUGCAGGAUUAUUUAGACAAUGAAUUCCUUUGGGAAACUCGAGUGGUGGACGGGAGUGAGACACUGACUAAGAUCAGAGACAUGGCAAUGAACCUUUUUCAAAGCACGAUCGCCAAUUUGCAGACACUCAAGGCCAUUAUUGAGGAGGAUUACGAACACUGGCCCGCCUAUGCCCGUGAAAAUAUAUCGAACAGCGUGCUCUGUUGCGGAAAGGGCAAGCCCCAUCCCUCUGGCUGCACGAUCUUGGCCACGAGACUGGACGCAAAGGCCAUGGUCCGUGCCGUGAGCCCGCCAAGUCCCGUGGUGAGACAACUCGAGAGAAUGGCCACUUUCAAGAAAAACACGACGCAUUAUUUCGCCUUUGAUGACGGGAGUUUGUACGUGCACCCUCCGAAACGGAAGGAAAACUUAGAAGCUUGUAAAGAUUAUGAUCCCAGAUUAAGGCACUUCUACACGCAGUCGAAGUCUCCCGCGCCCCGAGAUGUGGUGGCGGUCGUGGACGGCGCGAAAUGUACUGACCUGUUGCUUCAACGCACCGUCAUCAAGGUCUACAAGGAACUCACGUCCAUAGAUCGAAUCGGCCUGUGCCUCCCCGACAAAGACUCCUGCCGAACCCGCAAGGACAACUGGAUGUUGAAGCAGAUGAACGGGCCCCUCAAUCAGAAGGGCUUCCUCGGCCGCCUGCUCUUCAACAAGAAAGGCAACAGGGACGAACUGAUCAACCUUCUGCGGGUAACAAACUAUGCUCCCUUCACUGACCACGCGGCGGCGCUGAAAGCUGGCUCAGACCUGCUGAUGAAGCGAAAUGAAUCACAGUCCUUGCAGAUGGGCGGACCUCCUCACAGCGUCUUGGUCUACGUGACGAAGAGGGGCGGCUGGGAGAAGUGGCAAGAAGACGAAGUCCUCGUGAAACAACUCAAUUCCUCGCUCGAUCUCGGGAUUUCCAUUGUGAUCAACUACCUGUAUGAUGUACCACACGGCGUGAAGAAGGGAGUGAUAAUGAAGAGGAAUAACGCCACAGUCACGCUCUCUCUGUUUAAGGACACGCAUGAGUUACGUGCGUCCGAAAUCGGGAUUGCUAGUUAUGGUCUGACGGACGUUAACCGACCUGUCAUCCCCCUGCCUUACUGGGACGCGUUUGGUAACGGUUACAUCAUUACUAUCUGUGUACAUCUCAUGCACAAUGCCUCGUUUGUGGGCGUUGCCUGCUCCGACCUGAGCAUAGUCAACUUACUCGAGGCGGAACUCAACGUGGAUGACAUUGAGGGCGGUUAUGUCUUCCUCGUGGACUCCCUCGGCAGGGCACUGAAGCACCCGCUGCUUCCCGAGGCCCACUCCCUGGCCGACGACCCGACUUACGUGACGAUCGACAAGCUCGAAAUCGCUCCGGAGGUCAGGCACAUUCUCCAAAAGGCAGUCAGGCAAGAAGAGGGGAACGAGCGCCUACCAGGGUUGUACAUCGAGUCCUUAAUGUCGUCAAGAACAAGGGGCUGAUCAAAUUUGCCCCAGACUGUUUUAUCGACGUUUUAUCAUACGUCCGUUGGGAGAUCGAUGCGGCAAGGAUCUAUGGCAUCUUCAAUGGAACUCUGCCUUAUGAUGGAGUAUUUAGGGAGGACCUGAGGCCGAGCGUGAAAUUCUUGGAGUUCGCCGAAGAGACAUGGAUGAGUGACCCGCACGUCAGCGAGUACGUAGGCAUUCGCUACUUAGGCACAGAGGACGGCAGCUUCAUAUCCUUCCACGGGACUGAACUCGAGCAGACGUUCGACCAUAGGGAUCGGUCAUGGUACGAAUCAGCCCUAUCGAACAUCGAGCCCUCCACAAUCUCCUUGACGACCCCCUACUGCGACGGAGACCUGGGGAUGGUGUGCACGAUGUCCAAGACCCUGCACGACAAACGGGGGAAUCCUCAGGCGGUGGUGGCAGGGGACUUAACUCUGCAGUACAUCACGACGCAAUUCCUCGAUCUUGUACCUUACUGCACGAGUCAAACGUGCCUUCUGGUGGACCAUAUGGGCUUCGUGGUUCUCAGGUCAGACUGGACGAAUCACUUUGACAACAAAUGUCACAAUGACAGCGAAAUCGAAGGAUCCCACAUCAACCUCGUGGCGCCAGACAUUGCACGUGACCUGAUCGCCAAAAAGUACCUGAGGCGAAGGGCGUCACGAGUACGACAGGGACUCUACGUACUACUACUGGACGCUCGCCUUCCCCGGCUACCGCACGUUUCAUCAGGGACCCAACUACGACAUCCACAAGAUUGCGUAUACGAAUCUCUUCCUCGUUUAUCGCACCAUGAGGACGGGCAAAUAUCGUUGCAACUGCAAUCCUCAUCCGAAAGGCGAGCUGGUCAAAUGCCACGACACUUGCGAGAUGGAGUGUGAGUGCCCUUGUCUCGCCGGACCCGAUACCAUCCCGUGCCGUAACCCUGAGGCUGAUCUACACAGACAUCCUCUCCCUGCCUGUAAGCCCCGCGGCCUGGCGCUCAAGACCGGACGGAGCAACAUCCAUCAGAAUCGGCCUUGCGUGGGCUCCGGUUGCUCAGCCAGGAGUGAGGG
Molecule: messenger RNA, 2821 nt
Organism: Penaeus monodon (black tiger shrimp)
Lineage: Eukaryota; Metazoa; Arthropoda; Malacostraca; Decapoda; Penaeidae
Product: VWFA and cache domain-containing protein 1-like
Cellular component (GO): voltage-gated calcium channel complex
Molecular function (GO): voltage-gated calcium channel activity
Source: RefSeq, a predicted model, not a curated record